This is a messenger RNA of Salarias fasciatus (jewelled blenny), 3137 nucleotides long. RefSeq names its product discoidin domain-containing receptor 2-like. NCBI's taxonomy places the organism in Eukaryota, Metazoa, Chordata, Actinopteri, Blenniiformes, Blenniidae. The transcript has 17 exons. Gene Ontology annotation, molecular function: ATP binding; protein tyrosine kinase collagen receptor activity; collagen binding. Gene Ontology annotation, biological process: cell surface receptor protein tyrosine kinase signaling pathway; multicellular organism development; positive regulation of neuron projection development. The record is from RefSeq and is a predicted model, not a curated record. Bases 142 to 2751 code for a protein of 869 amino acids. Gene Ontology annotation, cellular component: signaling receptor complex; plasma membrane.
AGUCCUUCCAAAGUGGAGGCCAGCAGCUCGCUGCCGAGCUGAACGCAGCGGCUCACCGUAGAUGUGGAAUACUCCUCCAGACAUAUGGUGUCAUAAAGCAGACAGAGGAUCUCGUAAAGGUGCGCCACUUGAUGAGACGGGAUGAAGGUCACCCAGGUUAAAGCGAUCGCUCGCCGCGUCUUCGUCGUCCUGCUGACCGCCUCUGUCAGAUGUCAAGUCAACCCAGAAAUAUGUCGCUACCCUCUGGGUAUGACCGGUGGACAGAUUCAAGACGAGGACAUCUCUGCUUCCAGUCAGUGGUCUGAAUCCACCGCUGCCAGAUUUGGAAGACUCGACUUCGACAACGGGGACGGCGACGGAGCCUGGUGUCCCGACGUGGCGUCGGAGCCGGACGGCCUGAAGGAGUACCUGCAGGUGGACCUGCGCUCGCUGCACUUCGUCACUCUGGUGGGAACUCAGGGUCGCCACGCCGACGGCAUGGGGAAGGAGUACGCGCAGCGGUACAGGGUCCAGUACAGCCGGGACGGCAGCAGCUGGGUGGGCUGGAAGGACAGGAAGGGAAGGCAGGUCAUCGAGGGCAACAGGAACACGUACGACGUGGUGCUGAAGGACCUGGAGCCUCCCAUUAUCGCUCGCUUCGUCCGCUUCCUGCCCGUGACGGACCUCUCUCAGUUCGUCUGCAUGCGAGUGGAGCUGUACGGCUGCGAAUGGCUGGAUGGCCUCAUGUCUUACAGCAUCCCAGAAGGUCACCAAAUGAUCUACAGAGGCCUGGAUGUCUUCUUUAAUGACUCUGUGUAUGAUGGGGUUUCUGCAGACAGCAGACAGACGAAGGGCCUGGGCCAGCUGACGGACGGCACCUGGGGCCUGGACGACUUCCUCCACAGCCACGUCUACGCCAUGUGGCCUGGAUACGACUAUGUGGGAUGGAGCAACAAGAGCUUCCCCAAAGGCUACGUGGAGAUCUUCUUUGAGUUCGACCACGUCCGAAAUUUCACCUCCAUGAAAGUUCACUGCAGUAACAUGUUCAGCCGCGGCGUGAAGCUGUUCAGGCAGGUCACCUGCUUCUUCCGGUCGGGGUCGGAGUGGGAGGCCGACCCGGUGACCUUCAGGCCGGCCGAAGACCGCGUGACCCAAGCCUCCCGAUUCGUGGCCGUGCCCCUCGGGGAUCGCACGGCCAGCGCCAUCAAAUGCCGUUUCCACUUCUCUGACCUUUGGAUGCUGUUCAGCGAGGUGGCCUUUCAGUCAGGCUCGGCAGUGUACAACACGUCUCUGACUCCUCGCAAACAUGGACACCCCAAAAACACUCUGCCAGGAGAAGAUCCCACCCAUAAAGUGGAUGACAGCAACACCAGGAUCUUGAUCGGCUGCUUGGUGGCAAUUAUAGCCAUCCUGUUUACGAUCAUUGUCAUCAUCCUGUGGCGGCAGGUCUGGCAGAAAAUGUUGGAAAAGGCGUCCCGCCGCAUGCUGGACGAUGAGCUGACAGCUCGUCUGGCGGUCCAGACCCGGGCCUUCUCCUCCCACCACUCGUCUCUGUCCAGCGAAUGCGGCUCGACCUCCAACUCCACAUAUGAAAGGAUCUUCCCCCUCUGCGCUGACUACCAGGAGCCGUCGCGCCUCAUCCGGAAACUGCCCGAGUUUGCUCAGUCCACUGAACAUCUCGAGCCGAGCCCGUCGGGCAGAGCCCCCGCGGCCGGCGGGUCAGACGGCGCUCCCCACUAUGCAGAGGCCGAUAUCAUCAGCCUGCAGGAGUCCUCAGACAACAGCAGCAACUCCAUCACUGCUGCCAGCAUGACUCUCUUCAGCAGCACUGAUUCAUCCAUGAGAGAGUUUCCCAGACAAAAGCUAACCUUCAAGGAGAAACUGGGAGAGGGCCAGUUUGGAGAGGUCCACUUGUGUGAAGCAGAUGGCAUGCAGGACUUCCUGGAUGAGGAUCUGUCCAUAGAGGGAACUAACGAGUCGCCUCUGCUCGUCGCUGUUAAAACGCUGCGGGAAGACGCCAACAAGAACGCAAGGAACGACUUCCUGAAGGAGAUACGGAUCAUGUCCCGUCUGAGGGAUCCCAACAUCGUCCGCCUGCUGGCCGUGUGUGUGGACACCGACCCUCUGUGUAUGAUCACCGAGUACAUGGAAAACGGAGACCUCAACCAGUUUCUGUGCAACCUCAGACUGAAAGAGGCAGCUGGAGACAACAAGACAGACCCAGGGGAGACAGAGGGAGACAGUCAUGUUGGCUACGUGAAGCUGAUCGGCAUGGCCGUGCAGAUCGCGUCUGGCAUGAAGUACUUGUCCUCUCUCAACUUUGUCCACCGUGACCUGGCGACCCGCAAUUGCUUGGUUGGAAGAAACUUCACCAUAAAGAUUGCAGAUUUUGGCAUGAGCCGGAACCUGUACAGAGGAGACUACUACCGCAUCCAGGGCCGGGCCGUCCUGCCCAUCCGCUGGAUGUCAUGGGAGAGCAUCCUGCUGGGUAAGUUCACCAUGGCCAGCGACGUGUGGGCUUUCGGGGUCACUCUGUGGGAAAUCCUGACUCUGUGUGAGGAGCAGCCGUACUCCCAGCUCUCUGAUGAGCAGGUCAUCGAAAACACGGGCGAGUUCUUCAGAGACCACGGCAAACAGGUUUACCUGCCAAAACCUCCCUGCUGCCCCGACAAGGUCUACACUGAGCUCAUGCUCAGCUGCUGGAGGAGAAACGCCAAGCAGAGGCCGAGCUUUCAGGAGAUCCACGCUCAGCUGAACGAGAGCCUGGCAUAGCAGAUGGCGUGUGUGAUAUCUGUCUGGUUCACUCCAGCCAGAGACGAUGAAGCUGAAAAUAAUUUGGAUUCAGAGACUUAAUGAUUCAAUGUUUGCCAUUUUGCCAAAGAUAGCUUGUCACAGUGGUGACGUACAUUACAUGAUGAAGUAUGAAAAUAAACAGAGCCACAUAUUGUAGAUAUAAUGCAGACUAGCACAAUUCAGAAAAUGUAUUCAAACUUCUAUGUAUUUAUUGAUUUCUUUAUAUUUCUUAUGCUGACUAUUUAUAGAGAACCAAGCUAAUCUUUUAGUAAUAAGCUAAGCAUUUGUGAAUAUUUUUUAUGACAUCUUUCAAAUGUAUGAGUCAGUUUUUAUUGCACAUUUAUUAAAGAAUGACACUGUUUAAA